AUGAGUCCCACACCACCCGUAGCACCGACUUAUAACGAGUUACAUAAACUGGUGGGCGACCUCCAGGAAAAGGUGGAACAGCUGCUAAAGGAGUCCGCAGCAGGGCGCGUUAACGACCAAAACGCGUCGGCUGGAGCUAUUGUCAACAAUGCAUCGCGAUCGGACACGUACGAUUACAGAGUACUUCCGGAUCUGAACAAGGCGAUUAAAACCUUCGAUGGGUGUGAGUCAGCCUACGAGGCGGACGACUGGCUCAAGACAGUAGAAGGCAUGGCGGAACUGAACUGUUGGCCAUAUGCCCUUCGUAUGCAAUUUGUCCGGUCCUACGUCGUCGGUGCGGCGCGAAAUUGGUUCAUCGGUCGUGACUUCGAAAAUUGGGACGAGUUCACAAAGAAAUUCCGAAGUACGUUUGUUAGACAACUGCGAAUGGCGGACAGGUGGGAAGCCAUGCAGAAACGGCGACAAGCUCAAGACGAACAUAUCAUGGCGUAUCUACAAGAAAAGUCGAGAUUGUGUCGUGCGUUGGCAUUGACGUUCGGUGAGAGUCGCGACUAUAUUAUACAAGGUAUUUAUUCGAAAGAAUUAGCUAUGUACGUGUUAGGUAGAAAUCACGACAAUGAGGACGCGUUGUUAGGGGAUUUGUUGGAUUGGACAAGGAUGAAUGCUAUUCGGACCGAGAUUAGGACCGAAUGCAAGCAAGAAAAAGGGCAUUCUACUGCGAAGACCAAUAUUAAAAGCGGUCCAAGGCGCGCGGAAGCAUCAACUACCUCGAAACCAAAGUGGUGUUCGAAAUUCGAAAAGACUGAACAAGUUGGGAAAACUGCUAGUGAAGCAGGCGAAGAAGACAAGUCUUCUUGUUGGGUGUGCCGUAAGGUCGGUCACUGGACGAGAGACUGUCCGCUGAAGAAGGCUAGGAAGUGUUUCGCCUGUGGUGCCGAGGGGCAUUUUGCUCGUGACUGUAAGUCACAACAAACAGUAAACAAUGUGACAAUGUCUAAGGAGCCUGAAGAAAAUCCAUAUAUAAAGUACGGUUCCAUACAAGGCGUUGACAUGACUGUGCUGUUAGAUACGGGGAGUUACUACACGCUCCUAAGGUCAAGUGUGGCGGAGCGUUGUAACCUAAAGUUGAGAGAAACCAAAAAAAUGCUGUUUGGGUUAGGAAGUGUAUCCGUACCAUCGGUAAGUGCUGUGGGUAAAGCCGAUGUCAUGGUGACUGUGGAUGGUGUCGAGGCUGGACCAAUCAGAGUUCUGGUAGUACCGGACAGUGUACAGCGUUAUGAUAUGAUAGUGGGUCGCAACUGGCUUGAUUUGGACACCGUGACGUAUAAAAAAGGAAGGUGGUAA
Macrosiphum euphorbiae (potato aphid) is the source of this 1344-nucleotide messenger RNA. The record is from the annotation of a GenBank genome assembly. NCBI's taxonomy places the organism in Eukaryota, Metazoa, Arthropoda, Insecta, Hemiptera, Aphididae.